Messenger RNA from Cephus cinctus (wheat stem sawfly), 4632 nucleotides. It is a transcript of the gene stum, whose product is annotated as protein stum. The record is from RefSeq and is a predicted model, not a curated record. The transcript is spliced from 8 exons. Gene Ontology annotation, biological process: proprioception; taxis; sensory perception of mechanical stimulus. The coding region runs from base 254 to 3331 and encodes 1025 amino acids. Gene Ontology annotation, cellular component: sensory dendrite. Lineage: Eukaryota; Metazoa; Arthropoda; Insecta; Hymenoptera; Cephidae.
UUGUCGUCUGCUUGUAAAAAUCGCAGGUAUGACACAUGAUACUACAGAAGGAUGCUAAAAACAAGGAGACUGUUAAAAAUGUAGUCCAUACUAUGCAUAGCGGUGGUACACAUAAGAAUACAUGGUCCGAGUCUGAUGAACUGCUCUCGAGUAUGAGAGCGUGAAUAACAUGCGUUUUAUGCGUGGAAAGAUCAGUACAGUGGGACCGGUACUUAGCCACUUUAGGCGAGAGAAGUGAGACCGAAGAGACAGAAUGAGACGUCAGGAUUUCGACAACCAUGCACCGAGAAUGGAGAAAGUCCCACCGUUUAAAGUCCUGGGAACGGUGGGUCCUUAUUAUCCACCUUCCUCACCACCGCCGCCGCCGCCACCCAGGGCUCCGGAGCCGUACAAGAUAACACCUGCAGUCACUUCCUCGAACAGGGCUCACAGACGUUCUAGCUUUGUGAUAAUAGCCGAGACACGGCCCAUUACGCCGAAUUCGAGGAGUUCGUCGCCAAGCUUGGCUUCGGGUCGUGUGUCACCCUUUCGAGGAAGAGGAUUUAAGGGUCCUCCGCCACACGCACAGUCCAGGCCACAAACGCCAGAUCACCAGGAGUCUAAAAAACUUGCCAGAAGUGGCAGACGGGCACCAGUCUCCCAGCAAAAUAGUCCAAAACGCAGUCUUAUUCCACAGCCAACACGACGUAGGUCAAUAUCUUUAAGCAAUGACGAGGAUCAUAGUAUCUCACUGAUAUAUGGACGCCGGACCAAUCCAAAAAAUCAGCCAAUCGCUUCAACAAGGUUGGUUUCCAAUAGAAGAGGGUCUUUGAAACCACCAGGAUUAUCACCGAUUCAAGGAACGCCAACGAAACCUCUGGCCGCGAGGAAGAGCAGUUUCAAUGCAAAAGACCUGUCCAAGGAUAGGAAAGUGUCGCCGACAAAGUCCAGAAGGAAUUCACUGCUACCACCGAAAAGUGUUUCAAGCUCGCGAAGAACUAGUCGUGAAAUAUCACCAAAAAAGGAAACGCCCACGUCGCCAUCUAGAAUUCCUCUGAAGAGAGGAUCGAGCACAAAGAAGGGUGGGACCGUGCAGACACAAUUGAACAGACGUUCGUCCAUCACGAAAUCUUUGAAGUCAGGCGACAGUCAAACUAAGCGAUUUAUAAACGACAAUUCAACUAAGAAGAUAGACCAUGAAAAGAAGGCAGAUGUUGUUAAAGAAGAUGGUUCGCGGCAAGACUCGCAAAAGGAACAAACUGAACCGACUCAGGACAAUCUUAAAAGUGUUUUCGAUAAGGAAAGUAAACGGGACGUAGACGAAGGUUUGGGUUUGGUAGAUCUUCUUAAACAGUCCUCUGGAGCUACUGGAACGUCCAGCAUGGUGAAUACUACGACGACUACAGCAGUGCAGCCAUUACAUAUCGAUGCUGCAACGAUACUGAAAGAUAUGGAUGUCCCUGGAAGAUCUACAAAGGAUGGGAGUCAGGCAAAGCAAGAGGAUGGAUUGCAGAGUGGUUCAACGAAAUCAAACAUAGCGCAGGAGAGAACUUCCGGUCAGGCUUCGUCGCAAUCUGGACAAAAUGGACAAGAAACAAGUCAACGGGGAAAUAAUGGUAAUGCAACAAAUGGAAAUAUCAAUGGACCAAUUAACGAAGAUCUGGGAAAGAUUAAUAACGGUACAAAAAAUGGAUCCAUUAACAGUAUGGUGAAUGCAGGAAACGGAGAACACUCGAGAACUGCUAAUUCGAGUCAAUCAGUGAAGAGUUUUAACAAAGCAGGCGGCAGCAGUAACAUUGAGAACGCUUCCGGUAAUCAAGUGAACAAUAGUAACAAAGGCCAAAGUGUAAUUAACGAGGGGCACGCGAGUGCAAAAUCGAACGAUAAAAAAGUGCUGGAAAGAAAUGGGGAUACCAGUGACGAUGGCGACAUGAAAAAUCUGAAUCAGUUGCAAACCAACGCUUCCGGUAAAACAAGUACACUGGAUCAAUCCAUCACCAUUCAGAAUGAAAAUUCAAAAAAUAAUAAUAAUUCUGUUCAAGCGACCAUUCAUUCAGGGUAUAAUAAAUCAGAUGGUAAGAGUAACGAUUCUUCUCAGACUGGAAAACUAAAAAAUGUCUCAGACGAUAAACAAACGAACAACAGUACCGGCGGUAGAAUAAAAAAUGCCACAAGUGCUGUAAGCGUAUCCAAAGUGAACGGUGGGACAAAAAUUGGGGAUCACGGUAGUAACAUUUCUGUUAAGUCAUCUAGUGAAAUAUCAACGGGCUCCAUGAGUAGCGUCAGGUCGACUGACACUGGGGUGAGCGUGAAUACAGUGCGGGGUGUGUCUUCGGCACGCGAGAAAAAAGGAAUGCACACAGUGAAGAAACCGCAGGAGAUCGAGACUCUUAGCUGGAACGUAAUGCAUCUAGAGCAAAAUGGAGAACCUGCUGUGGUGGCUUCUGAAAGUCAGGACAACCAGGAUCAUCAGACUGAGCUCAGUCGCUGGAGGAAGCAUCUCGCGCGUUACUCAGCUUGCUGCUCGAAUAUGAGGUGUUUGGCUUGUCGAAGAGGACCAAAGGCUCAGGCUUGGUUGGGACGAUCUGCACCUGCGGCUGCAGCUACUGCAACUGCAGUUAAUACUGCGUCUAAUGCGGAGACUGAAAAAGCAACGGGAUGUUUGACCAAGUUGAAGACGGCUUACAAAUGUCCACAAUGGCCACGAAGCAAGUGCUUUGCAAGAGGCUCAAGGGUCGCACCUGCUGAGAGCAACGUUUGCUGUCCACCUGAAAGAAGAUGCGGUGCACUGUGGCGCAGACUGUUUGCUAGGUGCAAGUCCAGUCGUCCCGACGUCGAGCGUACUCGAAGCAUUAGAGCUAAACAGAGUUUGACGAGCGUCGCUGCGCCUCCUGUUUCAGAGGAACCCAAAGUCAAAAUUCCCGAAGUUUUAGUGGAACAUAAUUCCUUAAUGCGCGGAGCCAUUCCCUGUCUUCCUGUAACCCUCGCAUGGUUUUGCCUCGUUUGGAAUGUUCUAUUGCCAGGAAGUGGUACACUUUGGAGUGGACUAUUCAACUUAUACGUGGGUCAACCGAGAUUCUCAGCCGUGGCUGGUCCUAAAGCGAGAUUCGGUGCAUUUAUAGUUAAUCUGGUGGUGGGAGCUGGUCAACUGUUUACCGUAUUGUUCUGUCUGGUUGGUUGGGGUUGGAGUAUCUGGUGGGGCGUCACUAUGGUUCGAUUAGCUAGAAAGUAUAAGCGGUUCCGUGAUUCGGAAGCUGCGAGUGCUGACCCUGAGGCCAGGGCUGGUGAGCCUGCUGCCUUGCCACCUGGUGUCCCAAGUCAAGCAUUGCGUGGCAUGGAGAGAGCACGGUAAACUGGAGUGGAAAACUGGCAACGAAUUCUCUCAAGGAUUCUAGAAAUUGCUUUCAGUGAAAGCAUCGAAGAUGGAAACGCUCUGGAGAAAUGCAUUGCGUCUACGUGCGGCUAUUGCUUUCUCUUAAUUUCGUUUGAUCUUUCUGAUAUGGGUGACCUCUAUGAAAUUUUUACUCUCUCUUGAAGAGGAUCACACACGCACGCACGCACACAUUAUACUGGUUAUCAAAACUUGAAAAAUAUUUUCAAGAAUUUCGUAUUGAAUUUUUUAACGCCUUUGCUACUCUCGGCUGGUAAAAGAAAAAAACCUCGAAAGGACCUGCAUCCCCUAUUUUUACAGAGGACACGCAACAACGUAUCUAUGUAUCCAAUAUGGCGCGAGUAUUAAUACGUUAGAUGUAAAUGUACAAAACGAAAAAAUAUAUAACGAAAACCGUUACUUUUUACUUCCAAACGGCGUCUCCGUUAUAUUUUUUUACCUGACCGUUUUAAAUUCAUCCUUUUUUUUUCUAUUCAAACGACAUUCUCUUUUUCCUUGAGAAUCUUCAGACAGCGUGAAAUUGAUUUGCUCAUUGGACAAAUGACGACAUGACUAAAUGAUAAAAAGUAAUGACGGAUCAUCGUGAAGAACGAUUGAUAACGAGCAAUAAUAAAAAAGUACAUAUAACGAGCACAAGAAGGUAAGCGGGAAAAAAUCUGGAAAAAAUCACCGGAGACUCAAGUGAUUUAGAUAAACAGUAAGAUUGUCGUGAGCAUCGCGGUAGAGUUAAGUAUUGUUUUUUUUUUUCUAUCUCAUCUCGUUGGCAUAUGAAGGUUGUAUACUGUUGAGUAGAUAGAGUCAUUGUCGAGUGACUGGUGUCAUUCUUCUGUCACUGAUAAGGGGAUGGUGCCAGUUUUUCAGCAGUCGGUAGACAGUAAGUAAAUAUAGUUUGCAUGGUAUAUAUGGUAUAUAUGGUGUGGGUGUCAAUGAAUCGAGUCGCUGACGUUGAAUAUAUUGAGUAGUAUGUUUAAUGAUGUGACUCCAUAAUAUGUCAAUAUGCACAAGUAAAUAUUGUUAUUAUAAUAGAAGUGUUACAGUGUGUAUGUGAUUUUUUACCGUAAUAAAUCUAUAAGUAUACUCGUUAUUAUUAAGAACUUAAAAUAAAUCUAAAGAAUAAACUACAUCACUAUAGCUAGCGAAUAUAGCAAAUAACCCUAUUAAUGUCUUUUACUAGCAGCGCUCGGCGAGAAAUGUAUGUAAUUCUUUACCUCACUUUUUUUUUCGACUACUUUGUUACUCUUUUAUCAAAUUAACUGUCCUAG